Caenorhabditis bovis is the source of this 3093-nucleotide messenger RNA. The record is from the annotation of a GenBank genome assembly. Lineage: Eukaryota; Metazoa; Nematoda; Chromadorea; Rhabditida; Rhabditidae.
AUGCAAGUUGUUGACGAGUUUCAGCUCGUACAACACCAUAAUCCGGAAGUAGUGUAUUUUUGUGGUCUCGAUGAAGACGAGGAGUCCGAUCAGCAGGAAACCGCUGCUCCUUUAAAAUAUGAGAAAGUGCAGGAAAAACGGAGACGCAGAGGCGGAAGGCGGCGGCGAAACAGAAUGGCGGCGGCGGUAACCCAAGGGUGCUCGAAUAUAGUUUUGCCGGAAAUUGAGAAAAAUGCACCAAAUCCGACGCAACCUUCACAACAACCGCAACCGGUCAAAUCGAGACUAAUGAAGGAACUUCAUGAACGCGAAAGAGUGCGAGGAAUGGAGCGGUACGAAGCGAGGCAGCUUCUUCAGGACAAACUUCUAUUUCGGGGAGAAACGAAUUUAGAGGAGAUUCGACUUCGACGCUUCUGCAUGAUUGUGCUGUCACGAGAAAUGUUCGAACAUGAAGAUAAGACGCAAAUUCCAUCGGAAAUUGUCUCGAUUUCAAUGGAAAAUGGAAAAAUCUCAUCGAUUUUACGAUUAAUGCCGUGCAACGGCGAUCUUUCUGAAACGAACGAGAUUUGUGCGCCAGGAAAUUAUCGAAUGAAAACAAUGAAAUGGAAUCCGACGAGAGUUCGCGACUUGAACAUGGUCUUCAAAUUGUGGAGCCAUUUUCUAGAACGAUGCCUUCAUUCACUUCUUCUGGUCCCAUUAUCACAAAAUUGCGUCCUUAUUGAUUUUUUGCGUAAAUUCAAUGAAAUUCGCUCAAUUCUGAAUAAUAGAGUCACCACGUCAAUUUGUUUAAGUCGAGUAAUUAGUGUUGAUGAUUUCUUGUUAUCCUUACAACAGUUGACCGAAACCUAUGUGGAACUUGAAACGAUUCACCAAAGAAAGUAUGCAACGCUAUUAGAGUAUGGAAUGGAUUUAUGAACCUUCGGCAAAACGGAAAACGGCCUGUUCAUUGGUCCGCCUCCCGGUCUGACGAGCCAACUCAUCCAGAAUGCGUCGGCAAUCGAAGCAACUCGAAUGGCACCGCUCUCUUCGGCAAAAUCGUGUCGACGGAACGUUGCGAAGAGCAAGAAUGAAGAUGUUCGGUAUGACAGUUAUUUGCAACUUCAUCCACCAUAUGUUGGACGAGUGAAUUAUCCGGUUGAUUUUGUCGCUUGGAUCAUUUGUAAGAAGACGUCCUCAUUUCAGGUUACACCUAUUGAUUUUAAUCAGGAUUAUUACGAUGAUGUUCCUGAGUAUGAUGAGUACGAUGAGAGUUCAAUUUUCCCAGUUAUAAAUGAAAAGAAGAGUUUUUCGAAUACAGAAGGUGAUUCGUCGACGUCAAACCCAUCGGAGUUGAGCUCUCAUGGCGCCUCAUGCCCGCUUACUUUCGUCGUUCCGUCCGGCCGUCGGCUCGGAAUGUCGUUGUCGUUGCAUCUUUCCGGAUGGCCGGAAAACAGCGAGAGCCGUCAGCGAAUGCUCGAAAGCGCUUCGAGCACCAACUUCGUGCAGCACUUCGUCUCCAGAGAGGUGUCAAGCAGCGAGCGAAUGAUGUGCCUUUUGCGACGCCUCAAAAAUGGUCUCGUCCUCUUUCUGACACCAAUUCUGCUGUUUCCGAUGCUCUCCUCGUCGCGAGAUGAAUGGAAAUGCGCAUAUUGCGUGUGCAUUGUUGCCAUCUACUGGAUGUCCGAAGUGAUGCCGCUCGCCGUAACUGCCAUGCUUCCUGUCGUCCUUUUUCCGCUCGUUGGAGUUCUUGAUGCGAACACGACCGCUAAAGAAUACAUGAAUGACACCAAUUUCCUAUUCAUUGGCGGUUUGAUAAUGGCGGCUGCUGUCGAGAAAUGUGAUCUGCAUGAACGCGUUGCUUUGUCGGUUCUCAGAUGCGUCGGAAGCGAGCCGAAAUGGAUAAUGUUGGGAUUUAUGAUCGUCACUGCCCUUCUAAGUAGCUUCAUCUCGAACACUGCCACCACCGCAAUGAUGGUGCCCAUCGGUCAAAGCGUUGUUCAGCAACUCGUCGCUUCGUUCCAACAUCAUCCCACCAACGGCGAAAAAGGUCGUCUCGGGUGCAAAAAGAUGGCGACGGGUCUCGUGUUGUCGAUCUGUUUUGCGGCAAACAUCGGAGGAACUGGAACUGCGACUGGCACGCCCAGUAAUCUCGUAAUGCUCGGCCAACUCAAUGCAUUGUUCCCAAAAGAAGACGGCUCAUUGAACUACAUCACUUGGAUCUUCUUCGCAUAUCCGCUCAUGAUUAUCAGUCUUUUCGUCGCAUGGUUCACACUCGUCAUGUUCUUCCUACGAGAUGCUCCAGAAAAAGAUGAGCACGUCACCAAAAUGCUCAAAAAUCGCUACAACGAACUUCCGCAUAUGAGCUAUGCUGAAAAAUCGGUGUUCGCCUGCUUCUGUGUUCUCCUCUUUUUGUGGAUGUUCAGAAAUCCGGGAAUUUUCACCGGAUUUGGAGCAUUCUUCAAUAAGGGAAGCUACACCGACGCAACAUCCGCCAUGAUUGUCUCGUUCUUGCUCUUCGUGCUCCCAUCGGAAAAGCCUGAUCUAUUUACAUACAUCAAGAAGGAGGAGUUGAAAAAGAGAGGCUGCUUGAUGGACUGGAAGACAAUGCAGGAGACGUUCCCAUGGAGUGUCGUUCUCCUACUCGGCGGCGGAUUCGCGCUCGCCGCUGGCGUCAAGGAGUCCGGUCUCAGUCUUCUCAUUGGCACAUCCCUAUCAUCCAUCGAACACCUUCCGAUCUGGGUUUUGCAAAUUCUCACAAUGUUCAUCGCCAUGAUCAUUACCAACAUCUGCUCGAACACCGUAACCGCUUCGAUCUUCGUGCCGAUUGUUGCCACCCUGGCGCAACAAUCCGGAAACCAUCCGUUCACUCUCAUGCUGCCGACCACCCUUGCUGCUUCGUUCGCGUUCAUCCUUCCAGUUGGAACCCCACCAAACGCGAUUGUCUUCGGAUCGGGAAUGGUCAAAGUCUCCGAUAUGGUGACCGUUGGAUUGGUCGUUUCUUUCGAGCUCCUUUUCAUUACCAUCGUCUACAUGAACUCGAUGGCCUAUCUUUUCCUUCCAAUUGGCACAAUGCCAGAAUGGGCAAAAAUUGACAACUCGACAAUAUUGCAUUAG